Molecule: messenger RNA, 1692 nt
Organism: Penicillium salamii
Lineage: Eukaryota; Fungi; Ascomycota; Eurotiomycetes; Eurotiales; Aspergillaceae
Source: the annotation of a GenBank genome assembly
AUGAGCUCAAUCGACACAGAGCAAAAGUAUGAUGUCCUCAUCAUUGGAGCCGGUCUCUCUGGUGUUUGUGCGCUUUACAACUUCCGCAAGCGCUUCCCGACUUGGAGAGUAGGUGUCUUGGAGGGCGCCGACAAUGUCGGAGGUACUUGGUACUGCAAUCGCUACCCUGGCGCCCGAGUUGACACCGAAUCCUUGUCCUAUGCAUACUCCUGGGACAAAGACCUUUUGAAUGAAUGGAGCUGGAAAGAUACAUUCUCAACUCAAGAUGAUGUCCUUCGUUAUAUUCAGCAUGUCUGCGCCAAACACGACCUGAACAAAGACAUUCAGUUCAACACCCGAGUCAAGACCGGCCGGUGGCAGGAGAAGAACAACACUUGGCUUUUCUGCGAUGAGAAGGGCACUUUCCACCGGACUCGAUUCUUCGUCAGCUGCAUGGGUUUCCUGUCUACUCCCACUCUUCCUGCUAUCCCCGACAUCGAAAAGUUCGAGGGCGAAGCUUUCCACACCUCCCGCUGGCCAAAGAACUUUGAUGUGACUCGUGGGUUGGCUGGCAAACGAGUUGGUGUUAUUGGCACUGGAGCAACUGGUAUUCAAACCAUCACUGCAGUAUCAAAGGAGCCUGUCAAGUCAUUGAGUGUUUUCCAACGCACUGCCAACUGGUCUGCCCCACUUCGCAACGAGCCCAUCAGUCCACAACAAAUGGAGCAGCACCGCAGAGACUAUGACAAGCUUUUCAAACUCUGUGCCGAAACACCCACAUGCUUCAUGCACCAGGCUGACCCACGCAAGUCCCUUGAAGUAUCCGCCGAAGAGCGACAGGCUUUAUGGGAGGAAAUUUACGCAAAGCCUGGUUUCGCCAAGUGGCUGGGUACUUUCAGCGAUACCUACAGCAACCGGGAGGCUAAUAAGCUCUACUCCGACUUCAUGGCCAGCAAGAUCCGAGCAAGAAUUCACGAUCCCAAGGUGGCUGAUAGCUUGAUUCCCAAAAACCACGGUUUCGGCACACGACGAGUUCCGCUUGAGAGUGGUUACUUUGAAGUAUACAAUCAGCCCAACGUCCACCUUGUUGAUCUUCAGAAGACACCAAUUGAGCGAGUAACAAAGAAUGGUAUCAUCACAAACGAUGGAAAGACUCACGAGCUGGACGUACUGAUCUACGCCACUGGCUUUGACGCCAUCACCGGUGCAUUCAACUCUGUCGACUGGCAAGGAAAGGAUGGCCGACCUCUCAUUGGGUCCAGCGAUACCGAAGAAGGCAAAAACGCCAUCUGGGCUGACCACCGCCCACGCACAUACCUGGGCAUGACAGCAUGCUCUAUGCCUAACAUGUUCAUGGUCUUGGGUCCACACCAGCCCUUUGGAAACGCUCCACGAACCAUUGAGCAUGCCGUUGAGGUCAUUUCAGAGCUUCUGCAGCACUGCAAGGACAACAACUUCUCCUAUGUGGAACCCACCUCUGAGGCAGUCGAGGCAUGGACUGACCAUGUUGUUGAGUGCAGCAAGGGAGCAUUGUCGAAUGAGAUUGAUAGUUGGAUGACUGGUGUGAACAAGAAUGUUAAGGGAAAGACUGUUCGAAGCGUUGCAAGAUAUGCUGGUAAUGCGGUGGAAUAUCGACGGAGAUGCGCUGAGUCUAGAGCAGCUGGUUGGAAGGGACUGGCAUUUGCACAGCUCUCAACCAACGCUAGACUUUGA